This is a messenger RNA of Didymodactylos carnosus, 309 nucleotides long. The record is from the annotation of a GenBank genome assembly. Lineage: Eukaryota; Metazoa; Rotifera; Eurotatoria; Philodinida; Philodinidae.
AUGGAUAAAAAAGUUACAAUUAUGUGUGGUGUAUGUAAUACUGAUUGUUGUUCCGUCAAAAGUUUUCAAUGCCAUUGGUAUAAGUUCCACAGCGAUUAUUUAUCGUCCGAAGAAGAUCCGGGGGAACAACAACAAUCGUCACUUGAUGAAGAAGAUGCUGAAGCUGUAAACGAUAAUUUUCCUGAUGAAGAACUGGAAAACGAACCCGAAACAAUGGAAGGCACAGCGUCCAAUGACGCGUGGAUGUCAGCGUGGAUAAUGUGGACCACUCGUUCAGGAUAUUUACAAAGUUUUCCUCCUGAUAAUUAG